Molecule: messenger RNA, 6819 nt
Organism: Vespa velutina
Lineage: Eukaryota; Metazoa; Arthropoda; Insecta; Hymenoptera; Vespidae
Product: sperm flagellar protein 2-like
Exons: 5
Coding region: 353-5896 (1847 amino acids)
Source: RefSeq, a predicted model, not a curated record
GUCUGCGCUAUAAAGCCGGUACUGUCGUCUUCCAUUAUAUACGUCCUUAUCAAUGGCAACGCUGAAAGGGGAAAAUUUAUCAUAUCGAUUAGAGAGAUUUGAGAAUACCAUUAUCUUUUAAUCAAAUGUUUUUCAUAAAACACCUUGCGUAAAAUUGCAACUAUUCUAUUCAACAUCGUAAUAAUCGAUCGAUUCGUCGAUACUUACAAAUCGAUUGUUAUUCGUCUAACGGACUAGUUCACCGCGUUUUAAUCUUAUCAGAAUAGUCAAUUUAAUUUUAUCAGUAUAUAGAAUAGUAGAAAAAAAAGAAAAAAAGAAAAGUAAAAGAACAAUAUUCUUGGAAAUAAAAGCGAUGGGCGAAGUGUUGAAAGAAUGGUUUAGAAAGACAUUAGGAGUGUUGAUAGAACUAACGCCGGAAUUGUUCGGACAUUACACGAGAGACGGCAAUAUGUUGGCUAAAAUUCUUCACACUUACGGGGUCAUCAAUAACGAUCAAUUGAAUACGAUCAUUCAGACGGAAGAUCCUACUUUAUGUAGAGUGAACUUGAACUAUUUACGCGUUUGGUUACGUUUUAUCGGAGUUGACUGUACCGACGAUUGCAUCAACGAGAUCAGCUGUGGCAAGGGCGCCACGGCACUUCAAUUAUUCUACAAAGUAUAUCUUUGUUUAGAGGGCAAAGACAAUUUGUACUUUGUCACGUUGCAAAAAGAACGAGAAAAAUAUAUUCCUAGUUCAAGGAAAUUCGACGUGACACCUAUCCAGGAAGAAGCUUCUCGUUACGAAUCAAUACCCGAUCAUCCUCUAUCGAAGCCCCUGACAAAGGCUUCAAGUACGAUAAAAUGGCAUCGUAAUAAGUUCCAAGAUGUAUUGAAAUCUUGUAGACGAGAGAGAAAAAAGUUAGAGAGCUUGAGAAGAAAACCAUCGAAUAAAAUCGAUAUCAUUGAACCUAUCCUACCAAAAGUAUUUUGUGACACGACGAAGGGAGAUGAUAUUUUAAAAGAGAUGGAUGAUUUUGCUCGAAAGCAUCGCAUUAAAACGUCCAAACGUGACGUAUAUGAUCCCUGCCUGACCGAUCAAAUGUACGAUGAAACAGAAAUAUCCGCGGAAGAUCCCGAGGCUGCGAAAGCUUACGUAUCCUGGUUGAGAGAUCGCAAAAGGAAAGAGAACGUCGAGAAUGCUGUAAAAUCAAGAAUGCAAAGCAUGCUGCUCUCGGAACUUUGGAAAGCGUUGUCCGAUAAGCAAGAGAAAAUUUACGACGAGACGCUCGCACGUCGUGCAUUGGAUUAUUCUCAUUACGAGAAACAAAUGAUAACUAAAUUGUUGGAGGUACGUAAUUACAAAAAUAUUGUAACCGAGAACAGAAAGAUCGUGAAUCAAUUGAUAAUGGACGCUAAGGAGAGCAAAAUGCGAAUGGAGGAGGUACGAAAGCGCGAGGAACUCUAUUGGGAAUCCGAGGAUGUUGACAGCGAGUAUCAGAGAUUGUGCGAACUACAUCGGAGGAUUCUUAAGGAGAAAUUAAAAAAAUUACGGGAAAAACACGAACGUAUCUGUCGAGAAGCCGUUCAAGAUUUGAUCGACGUCGCGUUAAAGGUAGCCGAAUAUCGAACCUCCAACGAAGGUUACGUGCCAAAGGUUAUUUGGAAGGAAUGGAAGACGUUGUUUCUAAAAUGUCAACCUAUAUUCGAACCCUUCGAGGAUGAAUAUUUCAAAGACGAAGAGGGCGAGAGGAUAGAACAGAUCGAGGAAAUUGUUCGUUCAUCGACGUACAGGGAAGAAGCUUUGAACGAAGCCAAUUUCGAUAGUUAUCAUACUUUGCAAUCACCGUGGGACGAUUACGUACCUCCGAUAGAAACUGAGAUCGAAGAAAUCAUGAAAUUGGGCGAACUCGUCUUAGGGUACAUCGUUCAUCGACUUUUAGAAUUCGUUUAUCCAUAUCCGAUUGGUCCUGUAGAACCUCCGGUGUCUAAGGUCAAAACCGCUGCUAUAAUAUUGGGCGUCGUAGAGCAAAGUUUGUACAAUCCUAUUCAAUUAUUAUUGAAAAAGAGCGGGAUUCGUUUGGUUUCGAUGAAGGACGCUAUUAAUUAUUGCUUGUUACGAUACAAGGAGGAAAUGUUGGACGUGAGAUACGUCGAUGCGAAUAUCGUUCGAGCUACCGAAGAAAUUUUUCAAAAAUCGACCGUAUCGAAACGCAAGUCCGAGGAUUCGAAGAAGAACACGUUUACGGCUCGAUCGGGGAAAACCCUUCGAUCUAGUAAAAUCUCGGCAAUGACCAAAGAUAAAAAUGCGAAAGGAAAAAAUGCCGAGAAAGAUUUGAAGGAGAAGGAAACUCAGACACCUCGUGUUAUACCUUACGACGACGUGGAUCCUAUCCUGUCAAAUGUUGCCUACGUUGGAAAAUGGACCUAUGAGUUUCUCAUCCUUGGUCAGCCGAUUUCGAACGAGCUUAGCACGCGAAUACUCUUGGAGUAUCUCAGGAGUCUCGGUGAUGUCGAAGGAUGGGCAUUGAUCGAUUAUCCGAAUAGUUACGAUCAGAUGGCUCGUUUGGAGUACGCUUUAACAGGUCGUAAAAUUCCACCGGAUCCGACUGUCGUAAACUUCGAUAACGUUAACAACAUCGAGGAAAUCGAUCCGGUUUCACCGAGGAUAGUUUACGAGGAUACUGAAAUCGACGACUACGCUAUUUACAGGCAAUCGAAACUUUUGCCAAAUCCGAUCACGAAGAGAGAGAUCUCGGAUACGAGGACGUCGAGGAGCUUCAUGACGGCUUACGUCAGAGCAAUACCAAAGCCAAAGGAUCUCGACGUAGACCCGAACAAUCUGGUAGAGGUCUUGUCCGAAGAUGCGACCGUUCUUGACGAGUUUUAUGCCGAUCAGAGCGUCGCGUACGUCGUUUAUUACGAUUACUUCGACAUACACACGAUAAAGAAAAUUGCCAGGCUCGUGAUCGGAGAAAAAUCCAUACCGAGGAUACCUUCCGUAGAGCUUUUCGGGGAUGUUGUCGCGUCGUUGGAAGAAGAAGACGAAGAAGAAGAUAAAAAUUUGAAUAGAAAAGCGUUCCUCGAGAAGAGGUCCAUAGCCAGACGGAUUCUAUCCAAGCCGACUGUCGUCUCGAAAGAGAAAGAAGAAGAAGAAGAAGAAGAAGAAGAAGACGAAAGGAGGGAGGGCCAGGAGGGGAAGGGGGAGGAGGAGAAAAUGAAAAUGGACGUCGAGGCUUCUGGAGAUUACAUCGAUGUUUCACGAGCACCGAAACCCGGAGAAGAUGGAUGGGAAUGGAUAGAUUUUCCACAGAGUCCGGUAUUGCUCGAUGCUCUGGCUACUCUUUGGGAAAACAUUGAAGAGAUUUACAUCGUCGAUCUGAUGGAAAUUUUCUCGUUAAAGAGAACACACUCCUCGGCUAUCGUACCUUACAAGGAUUUCCUAAUGAGAAACAUGAAGGAAUUCAUCGAGAGACCCGACACCAAACAGAUCCUCUUGGAAGAAUUUCAACGUUCGUACAAUGACGACAUAAGCGAGGACAUGAGAGACGACGAGGAAGUUAAAUGCGAAUUGCAUUGCCGUCUAACUGACUUUCAAACUCAUCUAUGGAAUAUUUGUGAUUCAAGAAGGUUAGAGGCCGAAGAGGAACGUCAGAAGAUCGUUCGAGAAGGUUGGACCGACGUUGAAGCCAUGACUCUCGUUAAUAUAUACAUUUCGAUUCUUCAGGCCGAAAUCGAUCGAUCCGUCGAUACUCUUCAAAUGAUUCAAGAUUAUUAUACGAGUAUGCUUCAAAAGCCGAUUCAAGAAUCGAGAUUAUCGAAAAUUUUACUCGACAGAUUGAAGAUAUCGCAAAAGGAUGAGGUAUCCCAUUUACCGAGUAAGCUAUCUCAUUUUCACAUAGAGAAGGAUAAGAAAAAUAAAAAGGAUAAUAAAUCGAGAAUUGAUUCGGAGAGAUUCGAUUAUGCCAAACCUAUUAUUGAUCCGAACGAGAUAACUCGUGAGAUCACGAAUUUAUUCGUCAACGACGUCGAAGACGCGAUGACAAUUUUCGAUUCAUCCGAGAGCAUCGUUUACAAAGCUAUUUUCGAUAACGUCGAUUACGUUAGAAAUUUUUUACAAUUUAUCGCAACCAUUGUCAAUGAUGCAUUAAAAAAGGAAGAGAAUAUUCUGACAACAUCAGAGAAAUCCAGAGAAAGAACAUGGAGGAAGGGUGAACUUUCGGCCGAUUCUAUCCUUGAGAAAUUGAGGACGAGAGGUCAGGAUCUUAUUCAAGAAUGGCGAUACGCUACUCUCUACGAGGUCAAUCGUAUGAGGAUCAGGCUGAAGGUACUUUUAGCCGCCGCCGAAGCUGACGUUGCUUUUCUCCUCGACACGAUGAGAUUCGUCUUUCGUCGGAUCUACGAACGAAUAGUCGACAGAUAUAGGAAAGAGAAGAAUAGCGUGGACGAUAUGAUAAAGGUCUUUUGUUUCGCCAUCGAAGAAGAGAAACCGAUUCAAGAAGAAUUAAUAUUGGACGGUGAAAAUUUCUACGUUAGAUCCGACGUUUUGAUGUUUCCAACGAAACCCGAGCCACCACCAAAAUUAACGAGAGAAACGAUAAAACCAUCUCUAUUCACGAUCUCCCAAUUGGGUCGUCUGAUGAACGUCUUUAGAACAAUCGCACCGAGUGGAACGUUGCCCGAACGAUCUCUCGUUUAUGUACUUCAAGACAUGAUAUCUUACAACAAGGAGGAAGAAGACGAUGGUUACGGAUCGAUGCCGGUUCCCAUGUGUUGGCGACUUUUGCGUUCUUGCGACGUUUCAAAACUCGUAGAGAAUAUAUUUGCUCGUUGCGAGUACGUAGAUUGGCGUGAAUUCCUUAUAUACGCUAUGGAUCUUCCUAUGCCAACACAGGAAGAUAUUCUAUGCGCUCGCGAUAGAUAUAGAACGUUAGAUCUCGAUUCGAAAGAGAUCGUGACGAGAGAUCAAUAUCGUUCUGUACCAUUAUGGUUCUUCAAAUAUACGUAUGAUACUUCAUCGGACAUUCAGCAUAUAUUAUUCGAUGAUUUUCAAAGAUCAUUCGAAGAAUUAUUCGAAGAGGAAAAGGAUUUCGUUAAUCCUGACAAAUUGUUGGGCACUAUCAUUCCGGAAAGGGCAAUGGAUUACGUGCGUUCCUUGAGAGUUUCCCGGGGAAUUAAUGACGAUGUACCAUUAGAGGACGAGGAGGAGAAGAUAAUGGUCCAGAGGGAUGCCGAGGAGGCUUUGAGACUCAUGUUGGCGAAAGAGUUGCUUUGUCAGAUGUACUUGAUCGAUCGAUAUUCGGUCAAUUAUACAGCUUUGCUCUUGGCAUUUUGCAAGGACGAGGAUCCUCGCGAGGGACUUGGAAAGGCACUCUCGUUAGCUAUCGGGGCUAGAGUGUGCACGGACUUCGAAGAGGGAGAGAAAUACGCCGAGAGGAUACUCAAAGAGAAACUAUUAUCCGUUCAAUUGGAAUCUAUGAAACGUCUUUUGCACGAAGAAGCAAUUCAAGUAAUAUUAAUUAAUACACUCUUAAUUAUCUUUGACAGCAAAAAUGAACUUGAAGCUUCUAGUAUGAUGUUUGAUAGUUAUCAAGAAUUUGAAGAACGAAUCGAAAGAGAGACGAUUCAUUGGCUGCCGUUUCACCUUUGCAUGGCAGUUUUAUUGGCUACCUUACCCUGGCACGCUUCCCAACCAGAUCUCUUUCAAACGACGAAAACUCUUCCUCAAUUAUUGCGUGACGUUUACGAUGACCUUUACGACGAAGAGCUGUCCAACGAAAAAGACAUAGUAUUGUCGCAUCGUUUCUUGAAUCACAAUUUCAUUAUGAAAUUGUUGAAUAGUACGAGCAAGUUCGUCGUUAAACAUCUCGAUAAUUUGUUUUCUGAAAUAAUAACGGAGGAACGGGAAAGGAAUCUUUGACUCCUCCAUAAACUUAUUAUUAUUAUUUCUUUUUUUUCCUUCCACUUUUUUUUUUUUUGUCUUUUCUCUUUUUUUUUUUUUUCCGUUCGCUCGCUUUCCUUACCUAUUGUAAAUAAAUUCGAAGAACAUUUAAUUACGAUUCGAUGUAUCUACAUAUCGUUCUUUUUAACAGAAUUUAUUCUUCUAUUACAUCACGCGCAUAAAAUAGAGAUGAGAAAAAGCAAGAUCUUACGUACACGAGGAUGUAUAAUAAUAUAUUUUUUUACGUUCAAAUCACAUAUCAAAUAUUACUACUUUUUUCUCCUUGUUUCUUUGAGAUAUUUGCGAAAUAAAUAUAAAAGAAAUAUAAAUGUGCCAAUGGCGUAGAUUAGAUACGACGAUGAUCCUCGUGUACGACUCUUGCAUACCUUUUUUUCUUUUCCUUUUUUUUUUCUUUUAUUUUUAUAAUAUUAUUCGUUCUUAAUAAAUUGUAUUUUAAUAAUAAAUUGGCGAUGUGAAUGACGAUACGUUUCUCUGUUCAUACGUGGUAUGUAACUGCAUUUACGUUAAAUACGUCUUCUCUCUCGUAUAUCUCAAAGAAUUGCUUACGUUUAUAUAAAUACUUAGCAAUUUAACUUACAUCGUAUUUAGAUUUAAUCGCUAUUUCGUUUUUGCUGAUUGAUAUUAAUUUUCACGCGUUUAAUGAAAAAAGCCGCGGGAGCUGAUGAACGUACGAUCGAAUCGAAAGUUUCAUUAUACAAUUAAACGCAACAAAUCUCCUUUUCGCAAUAUUUUUUCAUAUUUAUAAUCUAUAUAAAUAAAAUAAAGAGAGGUAUUGUAUAUACUUAUAUUGUAUAUGUACAAUUUCGUAACAAUAAACGAUAACACAAAAAGACGAGAAAAAGAAAGAUAGGAAAAUAAAUGUACCUAAAUACAAAAAUAAA